Setaria italica (foxtail millet) is the source of this 1559-nucleotide messenger RNA. RefSeq lists its product as uncharacterized. Gene Ontology annotation, cellular component: membrane. NCBI's taxonomy places the organism in Eukaryota, Viridiplantae, Streptophyta, Magnoliopsida, Poales, Poaceae. The transcript is spliced from 8 exons. Gene Ontology annotation, biological process: protein ubiquitination. The record is from RefSeq and is a predicted model, not a curated record. Gene Ontology annotation, molecular function: ubiquitin-protein transferase activity; zinc ion binding. The coding region runs from base 293 to 1045 and encodes 250 amino acids.
GCAAAGAUCAAUGAUAACAAGGGACGCCUACUCCAUCUCUUGCUUCUCUGUACCAUCCUCUCAGUUCUUCAGAUAUCCAAACCCUUCGUUGCAAGCAUUCUCCUCUAGCUUGCUGCCCCUUUUGCCUCUUGAUCGUUCUUAACCUCUGUUCUCUCCUCGACUCCUCCUCUGUCUGUUGAACUAGCUUUAGAGUAACCAUACAUGCAUAUGACAGAUAUCCAGCAAAAUCUCGUGCGUUAACUAACUUUUUUGUUACGAUUUUUCAAUAGCAGGUCAUCUCUGGCGUCCAGGGAUGGCGGAUCAUUUUGAGGUAAUGGCGGGCCGAUUGCUCACGGAUUCGACUCUUCAGUCUGCCAUUAAUGAGGCCUCUGCUCUGCCUUCUUCCGCAACGACUGCGUGUGAUGCGGCUGCUGAAGAUGGCAGGGCAACGAGUGGCGUCUUGGUAGAAUGCAGAAUCUGCCAGGAGGAGGAGGAUGAGGCCUACAUGGAGGCGCCUUGCUCCUGCAAGGGCAGCUUGAAGUACGCUCAUCGCAAAUGCAUUCAGAGAUGGUGUGAUGAGAAGGGAGACACCAUAUGUGAGAUCUGCUUGCAGCAAUUUACACCAAACUACACUACCUCUUCAAAGCUGUUUCAGCAUGGAAGAAACACGAUUUUCUUCAGCGCUCCUGGUUACAUUCAAGCACGCCCCAUGCUGAACGCGGACCAAACUUCUGCUACAUCAACAAGCUACGAGUAUGGCCACCAAACUUCCACUCCUACCGGCGUAAUCUGCUGUCGCAUAAUUGCUAUAACCUUGAUGGUCCUCUUGGUCCUCCAUGACGCCCUCUCGGUUCUCCUCGGCGACCAAGGCGCUUAUACCGUCGCCAUGCUCACCCUGCUGAUGCUUAGAACUGCGGGAGUCGUCAUACCGGUCUACAUCAUACUCGUAGCGGUUACCGAACUGCUUCACCGACGCAGGCAGCGGCAGGUUGUGCACGACCAGAUUCCGGGACCUGCAGGAGCCGAGAGCACACAGCCGCAGCAGCAUGUCAUCAGCAUCCAGUAGGCUGUGCUGGCAAAGGAAGGUAUUGAUCCUUCAACGAACUGAACGAAGGAUUGAGCUUCAGAUGUAAUUUGCCUGCGGAAUUUGGGAAGAUAUUUGACUCUACAGCUUUGCAACUGUACAUAGUAGGAAACUUGGCUGCUGUCAGCAGCUUUGUAUAGAGACCACUGUACGUGGUGACUACUGACUAGUGAAACUCUCUUCAAAUGAAGAUGAAGUGGGCUUCCUGUGCAUAUAACAAUAUGAUGUAGUAGCUGAGAAUGAUUUAUCAAGAAGAUGCUCAGAAAAAUGGAAAGAAAACUGAAGCGGGAAUGAUUUAGGUGGUCCGCGAGAGAAUGAGCAUAUCAGCAAGAAAGCGGCUUGGUGAGGUGGUCCGCGAGAGAUCGGGCACUAGAAUGGCAAGUCUGAAUUCUGAAGAAAAAAUACGCUGGUAAUCGAGAUGUCGAUAGGUAGUCUUUAAAACAUAAGUUUCAGUCAUCAAUACAUAUUUCACACGUGUGAAUCUUGUAACUUUCAA